ACGUUUCAGUAGGCGGGGCGGCCCUGGGUCGGGGCGGCGACCGGCCGUCCUCCUCCUACAUUAUUAAAACGGACAGACGAAGAGGAGGAGGAGGGGGCGGGCGUGGAGUGACGACCGCUAGCGAGGAAGGGCGCCUGAUCCAGGGAGAGGGAUUUAUUUUCCUUCUACAUUCCUGAUGGAGUCUUACCGAGUGACUGGCAUUCCUCCGACUGGACCACAGCGGGGCAACCCCCAACCAUCUCACCCUUCUAGGCCCCAGAGCAAUGGAGGUGGUACAUAUGGUCUCAGCAUCCGAGUCCAGGGUAUAGACGGGCACCCAUAUGUAGUUCUUAACAACCAGGACAGAGGUCCUCAGUCUUUUCUUGAUCCCAAUAGCAAUGGCUACAUUGAGACAGAAGGUUCUUUUAUUGAUAACUACCAUGAGUAUGAUUUUCGAGGAGACAAGGACGGUGGACCCAAGAGUCCCUUCGGGGAGUACAGGUCUCAGAAAAUUAUGCAGUAUGUUACCUCUCAGAACGGCUCUGCAGAUUCACAAGGAAGAAAAGCACAAAACCUUUUGAACUUCCAGAGGCACCCUGAGAUUCUGCAGCCCUAUGACCCAGAGACCAACUCUCUCAACUUCCACAGUGUACCUUCAAGGCCCCUUUCUCUGACUGAGACUGAAACCCAAUCUACAUCCACUAUAUCUGCACCGUCCCACAGCAGGUCUUCUAGCCUAGAUCAAAACAAAGCUGCCCGAUCGAACAAAAAUCAACUUCCAACUCUGAGCCCGACUGACACUUCAUACCAAAAACCCAAAUUACCUUCUCAGUCUUUGGGUCCUGACCAAAAUUCUCAGCCUCAGACGAAGCCACAAGUAGCUCUGCCGCAGUCUAAACCUCGUCUCAGCAACCAGAGUCCACCUCAGCCCAAGCCAACACCCAAAAGUUAUACCCAAGCUGUGUCCAGUCCCACAAGUGAGCAGAACAAAACGCAGUCCAAGUCUCCCUCUUCAGUGACCAGUGCCAACUCCAGCCUUGAUCGCAAACACCGCGAGCCAGAUGUCCUUCCUUUGAGGAGGUCUGACUCCAGUGGACCUGUCCUUCAGUCAUCUUCUCGCUCACGCCAUUUAUCAUCACCCUCAACCUCUAAACUCUGCACGGAUGAGAGCAUCGAUCCGCUGUACGCGGACACUAUCAACCGCCACGAGAACCGGCGGUACAUCCCUUUUGUUCCAGGGUCGGGCAGAGACAUCGACACAGGCUCCAUUGCCGGUGUGGAUGAGCUCAUUGAGAGGUUUGACGGAAAAGUCGGCAACCACCAUCGGCGUGGCAGGGCCGGGCGAAGAAACCGGAUUAAUCCUGAGGACAGGAAACGCUCUCACAGUGUGGAUAGCGCCUUUGGUCGUGGAGCAUCCAGCCCCUUGGAUGAAUCCAGCCGCCGUAAGGGCACAUCAAUGGAGCACGUCCUGCGGCCCUCACAGCUCCGGAUGCACAGGACAGCUGGGAAUCAAGACCCUUGGUUCAUGGUCAACUCCAAGCCACCAUCUCGCACCACCAGUGCCCCUGGAUCUCCACAAAGCACCUUGUCUACAGGUGUAGGCUACAUCCAGGGAUACCCAAAAACCCAAAGCCAUUCUACUGUUGUAACGCUGAAGAACAAAGACUCAGUGGAUAGUGCGUCUUCAGCUGGCAAUCUGUUAAUGUCUUCAUCCAAGUCCACAACUGUCGUCAAAAAAGCCAGCACGGACUCUGACGUACAGGCAACACCAGAUCUUCUGAAAGGUCAGCAGGAGCUUUCACAACAAACACACGACGAGACCGCCAAACAGAUUUUGUUCAAUUACCUUAAGGACGGAAGCACAGACAACGACGAAACGACCAAGAGAAAGGUCAACCUUGUCUUUGAGAAGAUUCAGACGUUAAAGUCUCGAGCAACGGCAGGCCCUCCUGAUGACAAAUCCUUGGGUCAGUCUGCACAAACUAAAGCCCUGCAAGAGCAGAACGCUGCCCUGGAGAAAAGAAUGGCAGAACUGAAACAACAACUUCACGAACAAAGAACGAAAAAUAAGGCAGACAGUAUGGCAGCAUCAAACUUGAAGGAGCUGCAGCAAGAACUGGACCGGACCACAGAAGAGUGUAAACGCUUGAAGGAAAAACUCUCCAAGACAGAGCUUGAACUCCAGACCACACUUGAAGAGCUCUUCCAGGUGAAGAUGGAGCGGGAGCAAUACCAGACAGAGAUCCGAGACCUGCAGGACCAGCUGUCGGAGAUGCACGACGAGCUGGACACGGCCAAGACGUCUGCUGCUGACGACGAGAGAGACGCCGUCAUGGCGGACAUAAUGCAACUGAAAGUGGAGUUGCAGGAAGUUCUCCUGGCCAAGGAGGAGCAGGAGGAUGUCCUGAGGAGGCGGGAGAGGGAACUGACUGCUCUGAAAGGAGCCCUGAAAGAGGAGGUGGCCGUGCACGAUCAGGAGAUGGACAAAAUGAAGGAGACGUAUGAGAAGGAGAUGGGUUGUCUCCAGCGCUUCUUAGAUGAGGCCAAGCAGAGCAGCACAGCGGUCGUCCAAGAGAAGGCCGAAGUGGAGGCGGCCAAGGGGGCGCUGGAGGGCCAAGCGGGACGUCUGAGCCAAGAGGCGGAGCGGCUGCGCCGGCGGGCGCAGGAGCUGGAAAACGAAGUGGCCAAACUCAACCGCAUCAUCGACGACGCCAAGCUGCAGGAGAGCCGGCUGGGAGAGCGAGUGGCACGGAUGGAGAAAGAGAAGAAGCAGCUGGAGGAGUCUUUAAGUGAAAUCAAGGAGCAAGAGGAGGAGGUGUCUCGUGCGAACAGAGCUUUGACGUUACGACUUGAAGACGUGCAGAGGAACUUUUCCAAGAUGAGCAGUGAACACAAGGAGUUGGAGGAGAGGCUGCGGGAGGAGAGGGAUCAGAAGGAGCACUUCAAGAAUAUGAAGAAUGACAUCGAGGACGAAAGGAGGCUGCUGGACCGAACGGUGGAGAAACUUCAGAAGGAGAUGAACGACAUCGUGGACGCGUCGCAGUCAUCUACACGGGAGCUCCAGGCGCAGAUCGACAUCUACAAGGAAAAGAACCGGCGGGAGCUGACGGACCUGCAGAAGCUCCUGAAGGAGCGAGGCCAGGAGCUCGACAAGUACUUGCUGGCAGCCCAAACGCUGCAGGAGGAGCUGUCACAGCGGGAGGAGGACCUGCGUCGGUGUCAGCAGGAGCGAGACGAGGCCGUGCUCAGCGAGAACACGUUGGCGAAAAAGGUUAAUGAACUGGAGGCGGCGGUGCAGACCUCCGCCCACUCCAAGGAUGACAGGGCUCGGCAGUUCAAGCUCAUGGAGGACCGAAUUGCCCAGCUCGAGUUGGACUUAGAUGAGGAGCGUCAGAACGGAGACCAGCUGAUGGACAGGCUCGACCGAGGAAGAGAGCAGGUGGACCAGAUGAGAAAUGAACUCAUGCAGGAGAGGGCUGGCCGGCAGGACGCCGAGUGUGACAAGAUGGCUCUUGAGAGACAGAGCAAAGACCUGAAGAACAAACUGGCUGACCUGGAGGGCUCGCAAAAGUCCAGCAAAGUGGGCCAGGUGGCACAACUGGAGGAUCGCAUUCGGGAGCUGGAGGAGCGUCUGGAGGGAGAGGAGAGGGAACGAGCCAACUUGCAAUUGUCCAACCGGAGGCUGGAGAGGAAGGUUAAGGAAGUGAUGAUGCAAGUGGAGGAAGAACACCACACCAUGCAGGACCAAAAGGACCAGUUGAACCUGCGCCUGAAGGCCCUGAAGAGGCAGAUGGACGAGGCCGAGGAGGAGAUCGACAGACUGGAGCACUGCAAGAAGAAGUUGCAGAGGGACUUGGACGAGCAGCAAGAAACCAACGAGCAGCUGCAGAGUCAGCUUAAGUCUCUGCGCAGUGAGAUGAGGCGCAAGAGCACCUCCGCGCCGCUGCUCAACAAUCUGGACGACGACGAAGACGACGACGACGACAUGAGCACGGACGGCGAGACGUACUUCAGCUCGGCUUCCAGCUACAAGCGCUCGUCCAGUCAGGACAACCUGCUGUCCACCUUCAGCUUGUAGGUCAAAACGCGCCGCCAUGGGAAAAAAAACCCGCUUAACUUCCACCUCUUGUGCCAAAACGGCUGCUCCGAAACGAGCAGAAUAUCGCGGAAUCGCUUCAGUAUUAGUUGAGCAGCUCUGAGGUCAUUUGAAACCACAUUUGUAAAUACUCUCUAGUGCAUUUUUUUUUUUUCCACAUUCUGGAUUACAUUUUGCCGGGAUAUCAUUUACUCAACGUGAAUGCGCGGCACAUGACAGCCUCUGCAUGACGCUACUUAUUUUUAUAACCCUAUCAAAUGUCUCACUAUCAGAUUUUUUUUUUUAAUUUUACGCCGUUCAUUUAAAUGGAAUGUAUUUUUAAUGAGCAAUGAUGGACUUUUUUUUUUUUGGUAUUUAUUCCUGUCUAUAUGAACAAAUAAAUCCUGGCUUCAUUGAGGUGUUUAGGGAACAAUAAAUUAGGGACAAUGUACACACCUGUUUUUUUUUAUAUGGUUUUUAUAUCCGUCUCAAUAUAUCUUUAUUUACUCAGAGUACACAAUCGCUGAAAUAUUAACCUUUAACUGUCUUUUGAUCAGUUCAACGAACAAAUCAUUAACUACUUUACUGUUUUUUUUUUGUUGUUUUUUUUUUGUGGAACAGUUGUAACGUCCUCUGAAUUUUCCGGACGGAAUGUGAUAACCUGACAAUCAAAGUGUUGCGUCACUGUAAUUAUUUGCACUCCCUUUACUUAACGAAUAGUCCGCAAAAAUGGAUUGAAAGGUAAUUCCUGCCACUACCUCUGUGCGCGCGCAGUAUGUGUCGCCAUGCUGUGCGUUCUGCUGUGACUUCAAUAAACUUGCUUCCGUCUUACCGUACGUGCGGGUCUCCUA
Syngnathoides biaculeatus (alligator pipefish) is the source of this 4905-nucleotide messenger RNA. It is a transcript of the gene cgnl1, whose product is annotated as cingulin-like 1. The coding region runs from base 176 to 4057 and encodes 1293 amino acids. Gene Ontology annotation, cellular component: myosin complex. Lineage: Eukaryota; Metazoa; Chordata; Actinopteri; Syngnathiformes; Syngnathidae. The record is from RefSeq and is a predicted model, not a curated record. The transcript is spliced from 20 exons.